AUGGCUUCAGCAACAGAAUCAACCAAAAUCUUAUGCAUUAUAUGUAAUAAAGGAAAGGGAAUAUUCAAAUGCGAAGGAUGCUCACAGGUCUUUUGUCCAAAACAUUCUAUAGAUCACAGAAAUGAGCUUAGCAAACAGCUUGAAGAAAUUACAGUAACUCAUGAUCUUAUUCAACAAACACUUGUUCAACAAACAGAAGAUCCUCAACAGCAUCCUCUCAUACAAAAAGUUGAUCAAUGGGAGAAAGAAUCUAUUGUCAAGAUUCGGCAGCUAGCUGACAAAGUUAAAAACGAUUUAUGCACAUAUACUACAGAACAUACAACUCUGAUAAAACAUAAAUUGAAGCAGAUAUCUAUAGAACUAAGACAAAGCGGUGAGGACAGUGAUUUCAGUGAAAUCGAUUUACAACGAUGGACGCAAAAAUUAGAAGAAUUACGACAGGAAUUUCUCAGUCCAUCGACUAUCACUCUUCGUGAAAAUUUCACUCCAUAUAUUACAAGCAUUUAUAUAGAUCGACAUAAUGCAUUCGAUGUGUUCGAACGAGUUUAUGGUGCUGCUGAAAUAAAAGAAAAUGGUAAUCUUGCAGUUCAAAGUGACAGAAGUGGUCGUACAGAAAUACGCGGAAGAAAUGAGUAUACCAGCGGAAGGCAUAAAUUGCGAUUUCGAAUUGAGCAAUUCGAUCCAAGUGGAUGGAUCUCUGUUGGAAUAAUUUCAAAAACAGAACCUGUGGGAGAACUAUCAUAUGAAUCUCCGUUUAGUUAUGGUUGGUCAAAUAAAGAUCAAGUUUGGAUUGCUGGUCAGUGGAGAAGACAGCAAACGAUUCAAAUUCUUCAAAACGAAACUAUUGAAUUGCUAAUUGAUUGUAAUAAAGCAACGAUUGAACUGAAAAAUGAACGAUUAGAACGUACCAAGGAACUAUCUAUUGACCUAACAAAAUGUCCAUUUCCAUGGCAGUUUUAUGUUAAUCUUUAUACUUCAAAUACUCAAGUACGCAUUCUACCAUCUUCCAAUUAA
Molecule: messenger RNA, 1014 nt
Organism: Adineta steineri
Lineage: Eukaryota; Metazoa; Rotifera; Eurotatoria; Adinetida; Adinetidae
Source: the annotation of a GenBank genome assembly